AUGCAGCUAAGCUCUCCUUAUCCCUGUCUGCGGUUCCGUUGCUGUCCGUCUUAUCCUGCUCCUCGUGGUACCCAUAUUGUCGGUGCCCCCGCUUCUAAGAAGCUCAUCGCCUUCGCUGGUAUUAAGGAUUGCUUCACAUGCAGUACUGGUCAUACCAGGACUAAGGGCAACUUCCUCAAGGCUACCUUCAACGCUCUCCAGGCUACUUACGGUUAUCUCACUCCUGAUCUCUGGAUGGAGCAGUUACCCGCCCAGAGCCCUAUGCAGCAGUGGUCCGACUUCCUCGCUGCCAGCAAGGGCAUCAAGAUGCAAUAAAUGUCUCUGUCUUAGUUGAUGAUGAUUAUCAUUGUCUUUGACAAGCAGUCGCAUUGUAUGUUAUCACGCCUAGAAGUGCCCUUCUGACGGUGUUUAAGUUAGAUGGCUCCAGUAUUAUAAUUGCAUACCACGUAAGGGUGGCCGCCGGCGCCGAUUCAAGACUCGCCUGUUGCUAAGGAGAAGGUUUCG
Perkinsus marinus ATCC 50983 is the source of this 504-nucleotide messenger RNA. RefSeq names its product 40s ribosomal protein s2, putative. The record is from RefSeq and is a predicted model, not a curated record. NCBI's taxonomy places the organism in Eukaryota, Perkinsozoa, Perkinsida, Perkinsidae. Gene Ontology annotation, biological process: translation. Gene Ontology annotation, cellular component: ribosome. Gene Ontology annotation, molecular function: structural constituent of ribosome. The transcript is spliced from 2 exons. The coding region runs from base 1 to 315 and encodes 104 amino acids.